This is a messenger RNA of Ipomoea nil (Japanese morning glory), 1913 nucleotides long. RefSeq lists its product as uncharacterized. The coding region runs from base 140 to 1822 and encodes 560 amino acids. NCBI's taxonomy places the organism in Eukaryota, Viridiplantae, Streptophyta, Magnoliopsida, Solanales, Convolvulaceae. Gene Ontology annotation, molecular function: transmembrane transporter activity. Gene Ontology annotation, biological process: transmembrane transport. The transcript has a single exon. The record is from RefSeq and is a predicted model, not a curated record. Gene Ontology annotation, cellular component: membrane.
UUUAAGACUAAUGCUAUUAACAAUUAUAUCAUUCUUUCAUAUUUACAAUUUAAUUAGUUUUUUAUCCCUUAUAUAUCUUUGUCCUAUUGUUUGUCUUUAUGAAGCUACUCGGAAAAAAAAAGUGUGAACGGAAGAAAUAAUGGCGGUGGCUGAGACUAGCGGUUGGAUGGCCGCCACGGGAAGCUUUAGCCUCCACGUCCUCCGCUCCCGGCUAUUCAUGGCAUUCGCUUCACUGCUCAUCCUAUCCAUGGCGGGUGCGAGUUAUCUGUUCGGAAUAUACUCAGGGGAGAUCAAAUCCUCACUGGGCUACGACCAGACAACCUUAAACCUGCUAAGCUUCUUUAAGGAUUUAGGCGGCAACCUAGCCAUCAUCUCAGGGCUAAUCAACGAGGUCGCCCCCGUCUGGUUCGUCCUCUCCCUCGGCAUAAUCUUCAACUUCUUCGGCUACUUCAUGAUGUGGUUGGCCGUGUCGGGGCGCAUCGCUAAGCCCAAGCUCUGGCAAAUGUGUUUCUACCUAUGCGCCGGAGCAAAUUCUCAGUCGUUUGCUAACACCGGCGCGACGGUGACCUGCGUCAAGAAUUUCCCGGAGGGCCGCGGGAUCGUAUUGGGCCAUCUUAAAGGCGCGAUUGGGCUGAGCGGCGCCGUCAUCACGCAGCUCUACCACGCUUUCUACGGCGGAGAUGAUCCACGGUCUCUGAUUCUCCUCAUUGCCUGGCUUCCCGUGGUUGUCACCUUUGUUUUUCUCCGAAAUAUUAGGAUCAUGAACCCGGUUCCUCAAGAAAACCACCUUAAAUUCUUCCACAAUCUCCUCUUUUUGUCGCUUGGCCUCGCCGGGUUUCUCAUGGUUAUAAUCAUUCUCCAGCAGAAACUCAGCUUCAGCAAAUUUGGGUAUGCUAUAAGUGCUACUAUAGUACUACUUUUGGUGUUUUCUCCGAUUGUUCUUGUGGUUAGAGGGGAAUAUAAAGUGUGGAGAAGCAAAGAAAAGGCUCCGGCGAUUGAAUUAGCAGAGCCUGGAGAGGCAGAAACAAAAACCCACCAAGAAAACUCGGAUUCUUGGUUUAAUAAUGUGUUUAGGCCGCCGGAGAGAGGAGAAGACCAUACGAUCCUACAAGCGCUUUUUAGCGUCGACAUGUUGGUUCUUUUCACGGCGACGACGUUUGGGGUCGGUGGGACGUUGACCGCCAUUGAUAACUUAGGGCAAAUCGGUAAGGCCUUAGGGUAUCCUUCUUCCAGCAUAGCCACAUUCGUGUCACUAGUGAGCAUAUGGAACUAUUUAGGCCGGGUCUCCUCCGGCUUCGCCUCGGAGAUCUUCUUGGCCAGGCACGGGUGUCCCCGCCCUCUCAUGCUCGCCGGCGUUCUUCUCCUCUCCUGCCUCGGCCACGUCCUCAUCGCCUUCGGCGUCCCCAACUCCCUCUACUUCUCCUCCAUGCUAAUGGGGUUCUGCUUCGGCGCGCAAUGGCCGCUGAUUUUAGCCAUCAUUUCUGAGCUCUUCGGGCUCAAGUACUACUCCACGCUGUAUAAUCUCGGCGCCGGAGCCAGCCCUGUGGGGCUGUAUAUACUGAACGUUAGAGUGGCGGGGCAUUUGUAUGACAAGGAAGCGGUGAGGCAAAUGGCGGAGAAGGGGGUCACCAGGAAGGCCGGAGAGGACUUGACGUGCGUGGGCGUGGAGUGUUAUAAACCGGCGUUUCUGAUCAUCACGGCGGCGACGUUUGUUGGGUGCUUGGUUUCGCUUGUUUUGGUGAUGAGGACUCGGGAGUUUUACAGAGGUGAUAUAUACAAAAGAUUCAAAGAGGAAGCUAAAGAUGAGUCUGCAGCUACUUAAGGCAAAUAUAAAAUGCUGGAUUAUAUUAUUGUAAUACUAAGCAUUCAUAUUUCAUAUGCGUGUUACUCAAAGUGUACGUACACUUCCUUGG